CCUCACUAUCUCAAUAACCACGAUCCACACCCAAACACACGAGGAUAUGAGAGCUUGAUAUCUCAUAACCGGCAUUGCUGUUACAUCCUCAAUAUCAAUCAUUUCAGAUAGCGCCCCUCAGACGAUACCACGAACACCUAUAUAUUACCACUUAUUGACGAUCCAAGCAAGGGCCCGUUUCCGAGAAUGAACGGAGCCCACGAUCUCGACUCGGGACUCUUAGGCAUCGCGCUCUCUGACUCAGAUGCUGAGCCUGGCGACGAAGCGUCGUCGAAGAAGCCGUCACAAGAGGCGCGCACAGGCCAGUCAGAGGCCGAUUUCCAGGAGGUGAAGCGGACAUAUCACGUCAAGGUCGAGAACGGAGAGAUAUGGACGACGGUGCAGCUACCACUUGGCCCGCAGGUCCCUAAGCCCGAGGCACAGGCCCUGCUGCAUGCUGUGGAGGAGCUGUACUUCUUCCGGCGGUUUGCCGAGGGUGCACGGUUCGCCAGAUCUGUGAUAGACGAUGAUGCUGGGACGGGAAAGUUGGAUGACGAUACCCUCCAGACCCUUGUGUAUUAUGAGAAAAAAUGCCGCGAUAAAAAACAUACAAGUUAAUUGAUCGUAUCACUGCAAACGUGAGACUUGACACUCGAUGAGUUGCAUAUAUCACUGUCCAAAUUCAACGAUGAAAUGCCUUGAGAAGAGCUAAGAUUAUCGUUU
Molecule: messenger RNA, 702 nt
Organism: Xylaria bambusicola
Lineage: Eukaryota; Fungi; Ascomycota; Sordariomycetes; Xylariales; Xylariaceae
Exons: 2
Coding region: 187-597 (136 amino acids)
Source: RefSeq, a predicted model, not a curated record